Messenger RNA from Mucor velutinosus, 993 nucleotides. RefSeq lists its product as uncharacterized. Gene Ontology annotation, biological process: pyridoxal 5'-phosphate salvage. Bases 1 to 993 code for a protein of 330 amino acids. Gene Ontology annotation, molecular function: pyridoxal kinase activity. NCBI's taxonomy places the organism in Eukaryota, Fungi, Mucoromycota, Mucoromycetes, Mucorales, Mucoraceae. Gene Ontology annotation, cellular component: cytosol. The transcript is spliced from 7 exons. The record is from RefSeq and is a predicted model, not a curated record.
AUGACAACCACUCACGAUGAAGAACCAAACUACAGAGUAUUGAGUAUUCAGUCUCAUACGGUUUCUGGCUAUUGUGGUAACAAGGCAGCAGUUUUCCCGCUUCAAACACUCGGCUUCGAUGUGGAUAAUUUGAAUACGGUUCAAUUUUCAAACCAUACUGGUUAUCCUUCAUGGACAGGGAGCCGAAUGAACGCACAGGAUGUGCAAGAAUUGUUUGAUGGUUUAGAAAAGAAUGACCUUAUUGGUGAAUAUACCCAUGUUUUGACAGGUUACAUUGGCAAUUUCGCCAUCUUGGAGACCAUUCAAAACAUGGUCAAGAAGCUCAAGGCUGUCAAUCCUGAUCUGAUCUACCUUUGCGAUACUGUGAUGGGAGAUGGAGACGCACUGUAUGUUGCACCUGAGAUUGUGCCAUUGUAUAGACAUAUCAUGCAAUAUGCUGAUGUUGUAACACCUAAUCAAUUUGAAGCAGAAACUUUGACCGAGACCAAAAUCACAUCGCUGGAGGAAGCAUGUCAAGUAGCCAAGAAAUUACAUUCAUUAGGUUCUCCCAAUGUAGUAAUUACAACCUUAUCGCUACCAUUAAAAGAUGUACCUAUCGAGGUACAACUUGAGACCAGCUCCGAAGAGUCUCUGUAUUGUCUAUCGAGUCAACAAAUCAACGAUGGUACGACGGAGCAAUACCUGAUUGCUUUCCCCACAUAUGAAGGCUAUUUCACUGGCACAGGAGAUUUGUUCUCCUCAUUGGCAGUAGCACAUUUUGCAAGAAAGGAAAACUCGUUAAUUGAAGCAGUAUUUAAAGUCAUUUGUAGCGUCAAUGCUAUCACCAAGAACACCUACCUGUACCAACAAAAGAAGAACAAUAGCAUGAAAAACAAGCCAGAUGCUGCUAAUUUAGUGCAUAACUGUGAGCUUAGACUGAUCCAAGGCAAGAAGGAAAUUGAACAUCCAGAGUUAUUUAAGGAUGUCAUUAAGAAAGUUAAAGUUAGCGUUUAA